AUGACCGACACUCCACGAUCCGAGAAGUCCCAGACGAGGUACAGCACCCCGGUGUCUGACCUCGAUGACCACCGUCACCAACCGGCAUCGAUGCCCAGGGCCGACGCCUCCCCAACCCGCUCGCGCAGGCCAACUUUUGCGAGUAUUCAGGGCAUUCCUGAGCGCCUUACGUCUCUAGACCUUGUCAAUGAAGCCCUCGAGGCGCACAAUGUUACUGCGCGCGACUUCGAAACAGCCGUCGUGGAUGACGACGAGAUGCAUCUGUCCCCCGACGGUGCAUACGCUAGGCGUGGCUCGCUGGCUCACAGCCCCGUUGCCCGCCGUGAUACCUUCCGGCGGCCUCGAGACCCAGCUGUUGAACGUCUGAGGCGCUCCAGAGCGUCUUCCACAACGUCGCGAUCUACGUCUCCGCCCAAUUCCGUAGAUGCCUUUGCCGAUGUUCGACCGCGACGCCGUGCCGGAACUGUCAACAGUCGUCCACCGUCUGUCGCCGAGAUUGAGGCAGAGCUCCAGAGGACGAUCUCUGGCGGUACACGCCGCCGCCCGACCAUCAGCGAUGAGCGCCCCGAGAUUCAUCGCGCUGAUACUGCUUCGACGCACAGCUCUGCCGAGGAAGACGUGUGCUUCCCAGUACAAGAAGACACCGGCAAGACAACCCGGUUCGACUAUGAGGAAUUGGAGGAGUUCGUGGUUGAAAAUCAAACCAAGACGCCUAUCGCCAAUCUACACCGCAAGCCAAGCGUGGAGUCUCGCCUCUCCAGCAAGAAGCCCCGGGUCUUCAACGACCUGCGCCCAAAGUCUGGACAUUCCACUCCUGCCAAGGUGGAUUCGGAUGCCAUGACAAUCAAAGAAGGUGUCGACCCCGCGGUUCAGGAGAAGCUUGCCGAGGAAGGUCUGGCUCACAUGUUCACCUGCGAAAAGACCGCCAGCCAACCGGAGAUGCCUCUCAACCGUUGGACCUUUUUCUCAUCUGAGCUCGAUGAUACCAUCCACGCUGCUGAACUAGGUGGCCUCUUGAUGCCCGGUGAACGCUUCCGCGAUCUCUUUGAGCCACCCGCGGAGUCAGGUGUCUGGUGGUUGGACAUGGUGAACCCGACGGAAGAAGAGGUAUUUGCGAUUUGCAAGGCUUUCGGAGUUCAUCCCCUCACCCGCGAGGAUAUCGCAAUCCAGGAGCCUCGCGAGAAAGUGGAGCUGUUCCACCAGUACUACUUUGUCUGUUUCCGCUCGUUCUACCAGACAGACAAGGACUCGGAGGACUACCUCGAGCCCAUCAACUUCUACGCUGUAGUCUUCAAGGAGGGCAUUCUAUCUUUCACGUUCACUGAGAGCCCUCACGCGCUUAACGUUCGUAAGCGUAUCAGUCGACUUCGGGACUACAUUAACCUCAAUGCCGAUUGGAUCUGCUACGCCCUCAUUGACGACAUUGUUGACAGCUUCGCGCCCGUACUCCGAAGUAUCGAACAAGAGACCGACACAAUCGAAGACCAAGUGUUCAUCGCGCGCAUCGAGGACUCCCGCGAAAUCCUGCGCGCCAUCGGUGACUGCCGCAAGAAAGUCAUGCAACUGCUCCGUCUUUUAGGCGGUAAAGCAGAUGUUAUCAAGGGCUUUGCCAAGCGCUGCAACGAAUCUUACAGUGUAGCGCCCCGCGGAGACGUUGGGCUCUAUCUGAGCGAUAUACAGGAUCACGUCGUCACUAUGAUGUCCAACUUGGGCCACUUCGAAAAGAUGCUGAGCAGGUCCCACUCUAACUACCUCGCGCAGAUCUCGGUCGACCAGGUCAUCCAGGGCAACCAGUCCAACGAGACGCUCGGCAAGGUCACAGUCAUCGCAACUAUUCUCGUCCCAUUGAACCUGAUCUGCGGUCUUUUCGGCAUGAACGUCAAGGUGCCUGGGCAGGACGGAAGCAUUGCUUGGUUCUUCGGCAUUCUUGGGACUAUCGUCUUGUUCGUUGCUACGUGCUUGGGCGUUGCGAAGCGCAUGAGGUACAUCUGA
This is a messenger RNA of Didymosphaeria variabile, 1992 nucleotides long. RefSeq lists its product as uncharacterized. Gene Ontology annotation, cellular component: plasma membrane. The record is from RefSeq and is a predicted model, not a curated record. Gene Ontology annotation, molecular function: magnesium ion transmembrane transporter activity. Gene Ontology annotation, biological process: intracellular magnesium ion homeostasis; magnesium ion transmembrane transport. The transcript has a single exon. Lineage: Eukaryota; Fungi; Ascomycota; Dothideomycetes; Pleosporales; Didymosphaeriaceae. Bases 1 to 1992 code for a protein of 663 amino acids.